Messenger RNA from Hansenula anomala, 432 nucleotides. It is a transcript of the gene RPB8, whose product is annotated as DNA-directed RNA polymerase core subunit RPB8. Gene Ontology annotation, cellular component: RNA polymerase III complex; RNA polymerase II, core complex; RNA polymerase I complex. Gene Ontology annotation, biological process: DNA-templated transcription. The transcript has 2 exons. The record is from RefSeq and is a predicted model, not a curated record. NCBI's taxonomy places the organism in Eukaryota, Fungi, Ascomycota, Saccharomycetes, Phaffomycetales, Wickerhamomycetaceae. Gene Ontology annotation, molecular function: DNA-directed RNA polymerase activity. Bases 1 to 432 code for a protein of 143 amino acids.
AUGUCCAACACUUUAUUCGAUGACAUUUUCAAUAUAACGGAGGUUGAUGCCGCCAGAUACAACAAAGUUUCCCGUAUAGUCGGUACUUCAUCCACUUCAUCAGACAUCAAAAUCACUUUAGAUAUAAAUUCAGAUUUAUUCCCAGUUAAUGUCAAUGAUGCUUUAACUAUCACAUUAGCUUCAUCAUUAUCUUUGGAAGAGGAAAACAAAGAUACCACUGGUUCAUGGAGGGCUCCAAGAGCUGGUGAAAAAUCAUUAGCUGAUGAUUAUGACUACGUCAUGUAUGGUACUGUUUACAAAUUUGAAGAAUCUUCAGAUGACAAAAUUUCUGUUUAUGUGUCAUUCGGUGGUUUAUUGUUAUGUCUACAAGGUGGUUACCGUAAUUUGUCAAAUUUGAAACAAGAAAACAUCUACUUAUUAUUACGUCGUUAG